Molecule: messenger RNA, 981 nt
Organism: Boeremia exigua
Lineage: Eukaryota; Fungi; Ascomycota; Dothideomycetes; Pleosporales; Didymellaceae
Product: Calycin-like protein
Exons: 5
Coding region: 150-746 (198 amino acids)
Source: RefSeq, a predicted model, not a curated record
UAAUAGUUUGCUCUGGGCGAACUGUAACUAAAACUUGGAGGAUCUGCACAUGCAGAAGGUAUUUCUAGCAGUGUCUUGUAUUUGAGCCGCAUAUCUACUACACCAACAAUCUCAGAACACCAAUCCUUUACACGCUCCACCGAUAAAAUAUGCGCAUCCAAGCCACCAUUGCCACCUUGACUUCAGUCGCGUCGGCUGUUCUGCUGUCUCGCCAGGCGAAUGAGACUACAACAACACCGAAUGUUGCAGCGGCGCAAUACGACGGAUCAUGCUUUUACCCCGUGCCUGAUCCCAAAUUUAAUCUGGAGGCCUACCUGGGAACCUGGUACCAAGUUGCCGGUACACCUUUCGGCCCCACAGCAGGAGCUCGCUGCGUGACUGCAAACUACGAGCUGAAUGAUAACGGCACAGUUCGCGUUUUGAAUACAGCAACCGUUGGUCCUCAGCCCAUUGACAUUAUUGGCACUGCAACUCCGGUCGAUUCUGCUUACGGCGCUGGAGGUGCCUUCGUAGUCAGCUUCCCCGGUACCCCAGAUGCGGAAUGCCCAGGACCCAACUACAUUGUUCAAGAUUACGCAAUUGAUUGGGCCAUCGUGCAGACGCAGAACUGGAGUACUCUAUACAUUCUGAGCCGGGAGCGCCAGCCAGCCCCUGCAAGCAUUGAUGCCUGGAUCGCGCGUGCUGUCGCAUUUGGCUCUGAUGCCUCAGCUAUAUCAAAGUUCAACCAGACUGGCUGCGAUGCGUAAACAAGUAAAACUAGAAUUUUCGAUCAGGCGUUCAGAGAAAGCACGCAGACCAUGAGCAAAAUGUUUUACACAAAGUCGAGUGAUUCUGGCUCACGAAAAGCGAAUUUCAUAUCUUUGUGUACAGUUUUGAAGUAGCCCGAAGUUCAAUAUCGUUGCGAGACGAAAGAUACCCGCAGUCAGAACGCUCAGAGUCAUGUUACCUGCAGUCCUCCGAAAUACCUUGACCUGCGCCAUU